Messenger RNA from Fragaria vesca subsp. vesca, 1353 nucleotides. Its product is annotated as alpha/beta hydrolase domain-containing protein 11-like. NCBI's taxonomy places the organism in Eukaryota, Viridiplantae, Streptophyta, Magnoliopsida, Rosales, Rosaceae. Bases 59 to 1027 code for a protein of 322 amino acids. The record is from RefSeq and is a predicted model, not a curated record. The transcript has 5 exons.
CUGCGAAUUAAGCUGCUCCUUCGACUUCUUAAACCAAACGAACCCGGUUGAUCCCCCAAUGGCUGGAACCCUACUGAACAAACCGGGUUUUCGCCACCUCCUGACCCGAUUCACCACCUCACGGCGGUCUCUCCAAACCCUAGCCUACGAAGAAGUCCGAGCCACCACCGCCACGCCCUACCACUCCACCGCUUUCGUACUCCACGGCCUCCUCGGCUCCGCCAGAAAUUGGAGAUCUUUCUCUCGCACCCUCCUCUCCAAUAUCUCCGAUCCUUCUGGGUGGAGAUUGGUGCUUGUGGAUUUGAGGAACCAUGGGAAAUCGGCUGGCCUCGAAGGCCUGAACCCGCCUCAUGACUUGGUCAAUGCAGCACAAGACUUGGCUGAUUUGGUUAAGUCUGAGAAUUGGGGUUGGCCUGAUGUUGUUCUUGGUCACUCCAUGGGUGGUAAGGUGGCUCUGCAGUUUGCUCAGAGCUGUGCUGCUGGCCACUAUGGUGAUCACGCUAAGUUGCCUAAACAGCUGUGGGUAUUGGAUUCUGUUCCAGGAGAAGUGAACCCUAUACACAGUGAUGGGGAUGUUGAGAGAGUUUUGAAGACAUUGCAGGGACUACCUUCAACAGUUCCAUCACGAAAGUGGCUUGUGAAUCAUAUGAUAGAACUUGGGUUCUCAAAAUCUUUGUCAGAAUGGAUAGGCACCAACCUCAAGAAAGUUGGAGAUCAUGAGACAUGGGCAUUCAAUCUUGAUGGUGCUGUUGAGAUGUUCAAAUCAUACCGGGAGAAGUCAUACGUGCCUCUGUUGGAGCAUCCUCCAAAAGAUAUGGAAAUAGCUAUUGUGUGCGCUGAGAACAGUGAUCGUUGGGACCCAGAGGUGAUUCAGCAGCUUGAAAGCCUUGCUAGUCAGGAAAGAGAUGGGUCGGAGGGGAAGGUUUCACUUCAUGUUCUUCCCAAGUCAGGGCAUUGGGUUCACGUGGAUAAUCCAAAAGGUCUUCUUGAGAUUGUGGCACCAAAGAUUUCAUCCCUUUCGAAUUAGCCUAGUUUAUAACAUCUUAUGGAUUAGCAAAUUAUUUCCUAUCAUUUUUGCUGGCAUCCAGCAACUUCAUGGGAUGAAUGAGGCUAUGCUAAUAAUUUUGAUACUGAAAUUCUAGCAUUGUAUGUAUAGGACAAUCGCAAAAUUCAUGCUUGUAGCCUUGCAAAUCUAUAGUUUUAUGAUUUUGGAGCUAUUUUUCUUGUUAAUUUCUUCUCCAAGAUUAUGAGGUGCUAGUUUUAGCCCCAUAUAAAAUUCAAUGUCAAAUACGUAUCUUAUGUAAUAAGGAUUCAGUUGAGUCAGUUAUACAUUUAUGAACCAUCACUUAUCUC